This is a messenger RNA of Andrographis paniculata, 2496 nucleotides long. RefSeq lists its product as uncharacterized. Lineage: Eukaryota; Viridiplantae; Streptophyta; Magnoliopsida; Lamiales; Acanthaceae. The transcript is spliced from 6 exons. The coding region runs from base 275 to 2218 and encodes 647 amino acids. The record is from RefSeq and is a predicted model, not a curated record.
UUUUCGCCCCCAUUUCUUGUUUCGUGCCCUAGAAUCUGUGUUCCUAGCCGCAACAUGCUGCCCAGGCCUCAGUUCUCCAUUUCGCCCAGCAAAUCUCUCCCCAAAUCUGGAUCUUUCGCUUCUUCUGCUCUCCAUCUGGCGGUGAAUCGUGUGAAUUCUGCUCGUUUUUGACAGACUUGUCGGUGUAUUUCGAGGUUCAUGAUUUUUUUUCGUUGAGAUGGUUGUAUUGUCAAAUUUGUUUGGGUUUAUGGUGAAGCGGAGUUUUUGAGGGCGAAUGGAAUCGGCGGUGAAGGUAGCUCUACCUGCGGCGGUUGCGGAGGCGAGGCUCACGGGGUCAGCGGAGGGUUUGGGCGGCGGCGGCGGCGGCGGCGGCAGUGAUGUUGUGGUGCGGGAAUUACGGCUUCAUAAGGAGGAUUUGUGCAGCCUGGGGGGUAAAAAAGACGAUGUUCAUGCUGCUAAUGCCUCAGAACCUCCUGCUUGGCACAAGAUUUCCAAUCCUGAAUUACGUGUGGAAGUAUGUCGACCCUCUGACAGCAUGCACAGUAAUGAUGCAUCCAAUGAUCAUGGCCUUCAGACCAUGAAUCCUCAUUCUUCAGAUAAAGAUACCAAACCUCUACUGCAGAAAUCUUGUAAAGUAAUAAAGUAUAAUAGUGGGUACAAUAAGAAAUCAGGUGUAAUACAGAUGGAAGGUUGUAGAAGUAAAACUGGGCAGGAUGAGACUGUAGUUUCUCCUGAGCUAGCUUCACCACCAGUAAUCUCUAACAUUUCAGAAAAACAUCAAAUGGCUAAGCAAAAAAGUUCAACCAGUAGGCGUGGGGAUAAACGAAUUGGUAAAGUUAAACAGAAGACCAAAUCUGACACAUUGUCACUGAAGAAUGGCUUGGUUGCUUUCAAUUCAGCUGCUGGAGGAAGUAACUUUUUUGGAAUGUAUGGUUUAAAGCCUGAUGUUGUUGACAUCACCAAAUAUGCCAGUGAGCAGCCUUUAGAUGUGCUACUUCACGGAAAUUACACCUGUCUCAGUUCUGGCAAAGACAGAGGAAAAACAUCUUCCGAUUCAAACAAUAAUCUUUUGCAGUCAGUUAGGAAGGCAUGGUCUAUCAUUCAACCUCGGAAGGUCUAUACAGUUCAACUUGGCUCAGAGACUGAUAGCAGUAGUAUCCAAAAUUUUUCUUCCAGCAUGGUUUUAGAUAAUUCUGAAGAAAUCCAACCUGAGUGUGACAAAGUAGAGAAUUGUGUUGCUGAUCCACCUUCUUCUGACCCGGUUCAAGAAUCCGAUAGCAAUAUCAAAAAGUUCAACUUGGCCGAAACCUCACUGUACCAACCUAAAGAUAUGCUGGAUCAUAUUGUGCUUCCUUCCCCAAAGGAUUUGGAUUUAUUACUCUCAGAAACCAUUAAAACAAGUACACCAAAAAAUAGCACUGAUGCUCGUUCAGUUAAACCAAUAUCAAACCGAACUGGCCUGCCGCCGUUUUCUUGGUCUACUUCUUUUUCUGCAAAUAGCAAGUUGGGUUCUGAAGCUAUGAAGUUAUCCUUAAACCGAGCAAUUUGCCAAGGUGGAUGGUUGAAGGUUAAUAAUUCCCCUGCUCUGCACAAGGAUGUUGUUAAUUUACUGGAGGGCUUUGAAUCCCUGAGUUUUAACCAGACUUUAGUUCCUUCAUUUACGCCUACAUCUGAUCGCCGGGAGUGUGAAAUUACUCGAAUUGAACGGGCUUUAUCCACCUCCAGUGUGUGCUCGACCUCAAAGGCUUUUACAGACGACUACUCUCAGGUGUGCUCUGCCGCUCGAACACUCCUCGACUUAUCCUCACACUCGAACGGUCUAAACCCCUGUUCGACCACAAAGUCCCUGAAAAGACCGGCGUGGAUGGCCAUGAAAGCCAAAUCAAAAGUAAUCGAGCGACCUAAACCAUUCUUUAAUCCCCCAAAACCGACAAUCCGAUCCACCAUUCCAAUAAAAGCUCCGGAAGACGGCUUUCCUUCAAAGAAACCCAGACCCUCCUCGGACAUACCCGAUCGUUAUACCGAACCAUCGAGAAAGGGAACAACACUACACUGGCCCAUCAAAUCGCCGCCCGGGAAGCUCUUCAGGGACUCGAAUAAGUCAGGUACGGAUGCUUAUCCUCCCAACCUCGUUAAAAAAUCUAUUUCGAUGAAACCACCUAGGUUCGCGGAAAGGCCACCCGGCCAUGGCAGUUUGCAGAAGUUCAGGAAGCUAUAAUAGCUGUGAAUCGACGAUCAUCUCGUCUAAUCUAUAUUGUAUAAACCCGAGAGGCGCCCCUCCCCAUUCGUUUGAUGUUUGUUUCAUGUUUUAAAUUUAUUGUCGUCGCGUGUUUGGCGCCGUGUACAAUUUGGUAGAUCUUUUUGUACAGCCUUUGGUUCGUGUUCUGUGUAAAGCGUCAGUGUUUGUAAUAUUUCCUGCGCGACGUUGUUCGUGUUGUACCGUUGUUACUUUGUACCAUUGUAAGACGGGUAGCCUGCCCUUCGAGCGGCCGGGAA